Molecule: messenger RNA, 2038 nt
Organism: Humulus lupulus (European hop)
Lineage: Eukaryota; Viridiplantae; Streptophyta; Magnoliopsida; Rosales; Cannabaceae
Product: tRNA(His) guanylyltransferase 1-like
Exons: 15
Coding region: 301-1872 (523 amino acids)
Biological process (GO): tRNA modification
Molecular function (GO): tRNA guanylyltransferase activity; magnesium ion binding
Source: RefSeq, a predicted model, not a curated record
AUUCAGGGGUAAUAAUUUUUUUUCUUCCUCUUUUCUUCUCCUCCUCAAGCUAAGGACGCCGCCGUUGCCUCUGCUCUUCAGUCUCACGAACACCACCCCUCAAGCUCACGGACGCCGCCGCUACUCCGCCUCGCCUCGCCUCUGUUCCUCAAGCUCACGGAAGCCGACCCUCAAGCUCAUGGAUUAUGCUGUCAACCUUAUGAAUCAAUCUUUCAUUGAUCCUUAGCACCAUCAGCUUACCGCCAUCUGCAGUAGAACAGACGCCAUUAUCACUAGGAGAAACAGGGUGUCGAAUCAAAUAUGGCAAACAGCAAAUACGAGUAUGUCAAGUCUUUUGAAAUCGAAGAUGAAGUAAUGUUUCCCAAUUUGAUCGUUGUUCGGAUUGACGGUCGUGAUUUCCGAAGGUUUUCUGAUGUUCAUGAGUUUGUAAAACCAAAUGACGAGGUAGCUUUGAAUUUGAUGAACUCAUGUGCAGUUUCUGUGACAGAGGAGUUUCCUGACAUAGUCUUUUCCUAUGGAUAUAGUGAUGAGUACAGUUUCGUUUUCAAGAAAGCAACAAAGUUCUAUCAAAGGCGUGCAAGCAAAAUACAGUCUCUUGUUGUUUCAUUUUUAACCUCGGUAUAUGUUAUUAAAUGGAAAGAAUUCUUCCCUAAUAAGGAGUUAAGAUAUCCACCAUCUUUUCGUGCACGAGUAAUAUGUUGCGCAUCGAUAGAAGUCCUUCAAGCAUAUCUUUCUUGGAGACAAAAUGAUUGUCAUAUAAACAACCAACAUGCCACAUGCUUUCAUGAGCUGGUUAAGCAUGGAAAGACUGAAAGGGAAGCACAGGAGUAUUUGAAGGAAACUGGAAAGAAGGAGAAGCAUGGCCUCCUAUUUGAACAAUUUGGUAUCAACUAUGAAAAGCUACCUGCUAUGGUGCGUCAAGGAUCCUGCAUCUUAAAAACUGAGGCAGAAGACAUUGUAAAGUACAAUGAGAAUGGGGCUCCUGUUAAGAGACUUCGGAGAAAGACAAGUACAGUCCACUCAAAGAAUAUAGUUGGGAAAAGCUUUUGGAAUAUGUACUCAAAACUUCUGAAGGAACUCGGUGGUUUUGUGGAUGAUAUUAGAAAGAUUGAACCAGACUAUAUUAGGUCCUUCCUAUGGGAAACAAAGUUGUUACCAUCUACUUGGAUUGUUAUCAGAAUUGAUGGCUGUCAUUUUCAUAGAUUUUCUACACUACAUGAAUUUGUUAAGCCAAAUGAUGAGCAAGCUCUCAACCUCAUGAACUCAUGUGCAGUGGGUGUGUUAAAGGAGUUCCAAGACUUAGUCUUCGCCUAUGGGGUCAGUGAUGAGUACAGCUUUAUUAUGAAGAAGGAUUCUCAUUUAUAUCAAAGACGAUCAAGUGACAUUGUAACUGCAAUUGUAUCACUUUUCACUUCCUUGUAUGUGAUAAAAUGGAAAGAUUUCUUCCCACAUAAAGAGUUGAAGUAUCCUCCUUCUUUUGAUGGACGCGCAGUGUGUUAUCCAUCAUCUGAAAUUCUCACUGAUUAUUUGGCAUGGAGACAAGUUGAUUGCCACAUAAACAAUCAGUAUAAUACUUGUUUCUGGGAGCUUGUUAAAUCUGGAAAAAGCAAAAUCGAGGCUCAAAAUAUAUUAAAGGGUACUCAAACUCUGGAGAAAAAUGAACUGCUGAAACAAUUUGGCAUCAGUGACUACAACACAUUGCCGGUGAUGUUCCGCCAAGGCUCCUCUGUCUUUUGGGACGAGGAAGGGACUACAUCGAACCAUGAGAAAGGAAGUUCUAAUGGAACUUGUCCAAAGAAAGUAGUCGUAGAACAUUGCAAUAUAAUCGAGCCUAACUUUUGGAACUCCCAUCUGAGCAUUCUUAACCAGUAGCAAGAGAUUCUAAGAAAACGUUUUUACAUUGAAAUGAAGGCUAGCUUUGUUAGAUCACAUUGUUUACAUCACAACCUCUUUAUUUUUUACUUUUAUGAACUGCACUGUUUAUCAUUUGUAAAAACUAGUUUUAAAUUAUAUGAUGUUGAGCUAGAUUUCUCUCUUA